Molecule: messenger RNA, 5645 nt
Organism: Saccostrea cuccullata (small rock oyster)
Lineage: Eukaryota; Metazoa; Mollusca; Bivalvia; Ostreida; Ostreidae
Product: putative helicase MOV-10
Exons: 19
Coding region: 288-3626 (1112 amino acids)
Biological process (GO): regulatory ncRNA-mediated post-transcriptional gene silencing
Cellular component (GO): cytosol; P granule
Molecular function (GO): RNA binding; 5'-3' RNA helicase activity
Source: RefSeq, a predicted model, not a curated record
AGAAAGUAAAUUUCCCGCAAAAUGAAAGUACACUUCAAUUCUUUUUAAAGAGAGAGAAAAUAACGGCGAUUGAUUAAAUCAUAACUGAUAACACGAAAUGAUGACACCAAGAAAAUUAAGACAGCACCAAUAUCAAUCAUUUAAUCAAGAAAAUUGAAGCUGUUUAGAUGAAGGGAUACCUUUCAGAUGACCAGAAUCUUUGUUUUGGGUAAAAUGAUGAUAUAACAAGGAAGACAUAAUCACUUCACUCCUUUUCCCACUCUGCAGAUUUUGGAUUUUUAAAAGAAAUGGCUAGUCCAAGAAAAGUCACCUUUGCUGAGAGGAAAAGCCAAGGGAUAGAUUUCCUGGAUUACUUGAAAGACAAAGAAAUAAAAUUUGUUGGUUUGACAAAAAAGGAACUGCGAAAGGUUUACAUUGACAAAUACAUCCCAAGUGAUUCAAACAAAUGUAAUAAGAAUCUAGCCUUUGGGCCCGUGAUACAAACCCUGUUUACCACUGGUCACCUUCAUCUGAGGGGCCCUCACAUCCAUGAAGGUCGUGCUGCUCCCCCAUAUCUCAACUCCCACAAGAAAAAGAAUGAACAAAAUGAAAAUCAGAACAAUAAUAGUGACCCAAAUGCAGGAAGAUUUUACAAAAGAUCACCACCCAGACGAAUCGGCCAAGUGGCAGUUAACCAGCAUGUGGUCAUUAAUCGCAGCUUCAUCCCCACCCCGGUGCCCAGCAGAACCUCCUCCCCGGCUCCUGACUUCCCUAACAGACCUCAGGCUAGCCAGAGGGAGUCACAGCCCUCAAUGGAUACAGACAACAUCAAGAGGAUAGGCAACUAUUACGAGUGCAUGAUUUGUGGUGCACGAUCCACUUCUGUGGCGGAGAUGGGAAGGCAUUCUCAGGGGAGACGACACAGGCUAGGGGUAGUCACAUCCGAAAUGAAGAAGCAGAGAGAUCAUCUAAUUAAAGACAGGGAAGGCAUUGCCAUAAUAGGAGACAAUGCUGAUUAUCUUAACGGUACAUACCACAUGCAGAUCAAGGAAAACGUAGAGAAGACCAUGUUCCUAAAGCUAGAGAAUCAGACAGAGGAGAUGGUGGAGCUGUUACAUUGUGAGAUGUUGAAGAGAAUGAGGGUGUUCACACUCGACGACGUUAAGAAGGUCACAGAGGGUCAAGGGGCGGUGCCAUUAGUACCAGGGAGUCAUUACAUCAUCAAAGUCCAUGCCUGUGCCAGGGGAUUAGGAACAUUCCACGUACCAAUUGCCUUUCAUCUGCGCAGAUCAGGGAAAGAAUUCCACAUCAUUAGAUACUUAAACGCAAAGUGUGUCAGUGACAUCACAGAGCAGUUGAAGCCAACCACCCCGUACAAACCUCCCACAAAGGUUGCUGAGUACCAGGAAUCUGUGGAGAUAGUUCAGGGAUUAAAACUCCCCAAAUUGACAGAGGAUGAUCUGAAGCGAAUGAUGCCGCUGGCGAACUACGCUGUAAGUCGUCAGAUGAGGACGAUGAUUAACAGGAGAUUUAAGACGUCACUUUGUAGUAACCAGGCGGAGAAACUAGAGAUGAGCGCUACAAGAAAAAUACUUGAAAAUCCCUUGACAAGAAAUGUGUACAAGAAAAAAUUCCAUGCUUUGAUGAACAUGGAAGAAUUACAGAUGCAGGUUGAUAUCCGGCGAUAUGACAUGAAAGAUUCUCCAAUGACAAAAUGUCCCCACAACAAAAGACUUCUAAUGCUGGAGGUUCCUGGUUUGGCAGAGAACCGUCCCUCUGUCCUUAAAGGUGACCACUUGUAUGUCCGUAUGGGUAAUGGACGUAAGGAAUAUCAGGGCUACGUCCAUGAGGUCCACCAAAAACAAGUGGCCCUGGGAUUCCAUGACAGUUUGGUGACCAACUUUGUGAACAAGAGUAAGUUCAGUGUGAGGUUUAGUUUUAACCGCCUGCCCCUGAAGCUUCAGUACCGCGCCUGUGAGCUGGCCAUUGAGGAGGGACUAGAACCUCUGUUGUUUCCCACCCCCAACAACAUCUGUAGGAGGGGGCUCUACCAACUCUCUAACAAGAGAAAAUUCUUUGACAGGAAGAUAGAGUCUAACAAAGAGCAGCAGUUAGCCGUAAACAAUAUAGUACUGGGAACUCUCUCUCUCUCUCUCUCUAUCCCUAUCUUCUUCCCCGCCCCCUACAUUGUGUUUGGACCCCCAGGGACAGGCAAAACUGUCACCAUUGUAGAGGCCUUGCUACAGAUCUACUACAACCAUCCCAAAUCUCACAUCCUGGCCUGUGCCCCGUCAAACAAUGCAGCGGACCUGCUGGCUGAGCGAAUUCUGGGGAGCAGUGUCGUGACCCGCAGACACCUGCUGAGACUCAACGCUUACUCUAGACUCUGGUUUACUGUCCCGGAGAAGAUCCGUGACUGCUGUAACUUUAACAAGAGGAGUGAUCAGUACUUCUAUCCCCCCGUGGAGGAUCUGAUGAAGUACAGAGUCAUUAUUACCACGCUCGUCACCGCCGGAAGAUUGGCCUCAGCCAACUUCCCAGCGGGUCAUUUUAGCCAUGUUUUUAUUGACGAGUCUGGUCAGGCUAUUGAGCCCGAGGCCCUGAUAGCUAUAGCAGGGAUACUGACGGUCGACCCGGGCCUGACCUGUGGACAGCUGGUCCUAGCCGGGGACCCACAACAAUUAGGACCCAUCCUCAGGUCCCCCAUAGCACAACAGUACGGACUAGGAACAUCAUUAUUGGAGAGAUACAUGAACGAGGUAGAAGUGUACAAAUGUAGAAAUGAUGAGGAUGACCCAGAUCAUCACUAUGACAACCGACUCAUCACCAAACUUCUCAGAAACUACCGCUCUCACCCAGUCAUCUUAAACUAUCCCAAUAAAACAUUUUAUAAUGGGGAACUUGUGCCGAAUGCUGACGAGAGUAUCAGAACCAGUCUAUGUGACUGGGAGGAGCUACCCAUGAAGAAUUUCCCCAUCAUUUUCCAUGGGGUAGUGGGUAAGGACCAGCGAGAGGAGAGAAGUCCCUCAUUCUUUAACCCCGAGGAGGCAGCUGUCGUGUUUAGUUACGUCAAGAAGUUACUGACGGAGAAGAGGAGGGGGGUACGAAUUCAACAGAAACAAAUAGGGAUUAUUACUCCAUACAGAAAACAGGUCCAGAAGUUACGCCAGUUAGUACAUCACAGGGGUAACUUUGGGGAGGUGGAUAUCGGCUCAGUGGAGGAAUUCCAGGGGCAGGAAAGACUGAUUAUAAUUGUGUCCACUGUCAGGUCUAACCCUGAGUACCUUUCACUAGAUCUCAACUACAACCUGGGAUUUCUCAGGAACCCCAAGAGACUGAAUGUGACCUUGACGCGAGCCAAGGCCUUACUUAUAGUGAUAGGUGACCCCAACACUCUAUCACAGGAUUUUAAAAAACAUCUGAAAUCUGUAACAGAAUUCAUUGACUUCUGUAUUGCCAACAAGGCGUACACUGGAGUGGACUACGCUGGGGAUGAAGAGAUGGUGGAGGACAUCAUGCAGAGGCUGAACAACAUCAACAUCAGCACUAGUCUGCUGGAGGAAGAUGAUGAUGACGAUGAUGACCCAGGGGAUGAAUUAAUUAAGGCCAGUGAACACGACGAAAAAGAAUGGAGAAAGGAAAUCUGAUUGGCUGUAAUCAAUUAACAUUAAUCCAGACGUGUCAUGCUGCAAAAUCCUGUGUGUCAAUGGUUGUCAGAUAAAGUCUUUCAAUUGUCGCAAGAAAAAAAGUAAUUAUUUGCAUUUUUAAGCAUAAUUUCAUGGUAUAAAUUUAAUUGAAUACUAAUGAGCUAUAAUUUUAAUAGAAUUUUUAGGAUUUGCAGAUUCCUUUUGAUUCAAUCAAAUUUGAGUUUCUAUCAGAGGUCAUUGGAUUUUUUAUAUGCACAAAAAAGCAAUGGACAGAAUGAGUGAAGCAGAACAUCAAGUAUUUAAAUUUAAAAUUUACUAGCAGCAUAUUUCACCAUUACAAAUCAAUGACUGAUUGGACCUAUUGAAUAAUAAUUAUAGUCAUUUCUUUUCCUCCUUCCACUGAAUAGUAAUAUUCUUUAGAUUUUUUUAAUAAUGCACAAAUUAUUCUGUUCUUAGAAGUUCUUUGUGAGAAGGAAAAUAUUUGAAAAUGUUCUGAUAUCUCAUUCUCCUUUAACUACAAAAAUUCAGUUACCACAAGUGACUCAUUCAUUGUUAAAUUUUUGAUCAUAUUUAGUACAACCAGGGUGAAAGGGGAAGGAUAUAUACCAGAUUAAUUUUUUUUAUGUCUCUGUCCCAAGUUAAAGUGCACAGAUGUUCUUUGAUAGUGUACUUUUUUAUCAUUACAACAAAGAUUAUUUUUUAAAGCUUUGGUAAAAAUUCUGCUAUGGCUUGCAAGUGAAGUGAUUUGAUUUUAAGUUUCUUAAUAUGCAAUCAUUUCUUUGUACUUGUAAUUUUUUUAGAGUACAAUUUUUAAAUAGGUUAUUGAUUACAUUUAGUAAGCGCAGGUGAAUUUUAUCAGUUACUUCUCUUUAGAAGGGUUCAGUGGUGAAAGCAGUAUAUUAUAAUAGAUGUUCAUUUUACGCAGUUUUAAAAGAAAAAAAUGGAGGCUGUUUCAUUAUUUGUGCAAAUAUUUUAGACAUUUCAAAUUUUUAAUUAAGUUCAGAGCCAUUUUAUUAUUUUGUCAUUAUCAUAUCCAGUGAUUAAAUUUUACUGAUAUAAGAUCUCAGCCACAGGCUCAAAUGAGCUCUUCUUGUCAUCAUCUUUUGUCUGUGCUUUUCGUAACUUUGGUAACUGUUUUACAUAUAUGUAUUCUUCAGACACAGAAUAAUGAAACAUUAAGGAGCAAUGUUACCCAUGAGGCCCAGAUCUUAGCAUAUUUUAAAAGAUGGUUAUUGUAUUCCUUCAAACAAACUAUUUUUAGAUGACCUUUUACCCCUACAAAGGAUUUUUAUUCCUUAACAUAUCGUACUUUUGAAUAUUAAAGGGGGAAUAUUUCAGUACACAUGAUGACAUUAUUUAAGUGUCAGAUGUUAAUGUAGGAAUUUAUUUUUUUGUUGCAUGCUUUUAUUUGAUUUUUAAUUUUAAGACUGAAGAAUUUUUAAAGACCCAUAUGUUAUGUUUGGGUGUCAAUGACAUUAUAGAUACUAGUAUUUCUUUUUAGAACAGAACUUGAAAUAUCUGUGAUAUUAUGUGUAGGACAUGCAAAAACUUUUUGUUGACCAUUUCAGGAAGUUUUUCUGUAUAAAAAACCUCCUCAGGAUCAUGAAACAAACUUAGACUUAAGACAAAUUUUCAAUCACCUAUAAAAUAUUUAUUAAUUGUGGAAUUUAUUUCUAAAUUUGCAGAUAACAAUACCUCUCUGAAACAAUAUUGAAAAAUUUUAAUUUUGGUCUGAUUGACUUCUACAACAUUUUAUUAUAAAAUAAAGAUUUUGACAUAAGCUUAAGAUGUUUCAUGAUCCCGGGGCCUGUUGCCUAAGAUAUCCAGGCAUGUGUGCAUUGUUUAGAGGUGUUGUAUAAUUUUAUAAGCACAGACAAUGUAAGGUUAAUUUUAUCAAUUUAUAAAGUAAGAUUAAAUAUUAACAUGAUUUGGACAGGAAAUUGUUGGGUUUGGGGGCUUACUUGACAUAGUCAUUGUUAUUUGAUCUGUUUACCAGUAAUAAAACAUAAAUGAUUUUCC